AUUUUAGUCCCCAUGCAUCUCUCUCUCUUUCUUCAUUUCAUUCCAUUCAUCAAAGCUGAUCAAAGAAAGUUAGAGUGAGAUAUCUGGAGAAUUCCGAUGGGGAUAUGCUGGAGUUCCGUCUCCUCCUCCAACAAUCAGACUCCCGGCACCACCGGUCGUCUUAGUUCAACAGUAUCACAGACGACAAGCAACACAACAACUUCCAAUGGAAGUAAUGUUUCUGGAAACAGCAAAUUCUCAGCUGCUAGUGGUGUUGAUGACUCGCAUCCAGAUGGCCAGUUCUUACCUGAUGCCAAUCUUAGGGUCUUCACUUACUUAGAGCUAAAGUCUGUCACUAGAAAUUUUAGGCCUGAUACAGUUCUAGGUGAAGGAGGUUUCGGAAAGGUUCACAAAGGCUGGCUUGAUGAGAAGUCUUCCUCAAAGAGUAGUACUGGGACAGUUGUUGCUGUUAAGAAAUUGAAUACAGAUGGUAUGCAAGGGUUUGAAGAGUGGAAGACUGAGGUGAAUUUCUUAGGAAGGAUUUCUCAUCCUAACCUUGUUAAACUGCUGGGAUACUGUUUGGAGGAAGAAAACCUACUCCUAGUCUACGAAUUUAUGCAGAAGGGCAGCUUGGAGAACCACUUAUUUGGGAGAGGUUCGUCUGUUCAGCCACUCCUAUGGGAAACACGCAUCAAGAUAUUGAUAGGUGCAGCUCGAGGCCUUGCAUUCUUGCAUUCAUUGAAAAAACAAGUCAUAUACCGAGAUUUUAAAGCGUCUAAUAUACUUCUAGAUGGGUCUUAUAAUGCCAAAAUAUCAGAUUUUGGUUUGGCAAAAUUGGGUCCUUCUGAGAGUCAAUCACAUGUAACUACAAGGGUUAUGGGAACACAAGGCUAUGCUGCACCAGAAUAUGUUGCCACAGGCCAUCUAUAUGUAAAGAGUGAUGUAUACGCUUUCGGUGUCGUACUAGUUGAGAUGCUAACUGGUUUACGAGCAUUAGACGAACGAAGACCAGGCGGAAAACAAAAACUUGUGGAUUGGAUAAAACCAUAUUUAUCCGAUAGAAGAAAGUUGAAGAACAUAAUGGAUUCUAGAUUGGAAGGAAGGUAUCCUUCAAAAUCUGCAGUACUUGUAGCUCAACUCGCUCUAACCUGUCUCGGUCCAGAACAAAAAACAAGACCGUCCAUGAAACAAGUCGUCGCAAAAUUGGAAGAGAUCGAGACAGGUAGCAUGAAACCGAUGAAUUCUCCUCCUCCAUCGAAGAACUCAACUCGCCAAACAACAACUCAGAGACAUGUCCGACCACCUUUGCAUCAUCGUUCGCCUCUUCACCCGAGACUAAAUUAAUCGAGCGAUCAAAUUCGUGUCGAAUGUGGGUUCAUCUUUCCACUAGGGUAACUGUCUUUUGUGGGUUUUGUCUAUAUGGUUGAUGGUUUUAGUUUUGUAUGUUGUUGUACUUUUGAAACAUGUGUAUGUGUAGUUUAUAAUUGAUUGUAAUGUGAUGAAUCUCUUAU
Impatiens glandulifera is the source of this 1490-nucleotide messenger RNA. RefSeq names its product probable serine/threonine-protein kinase PIX13. The record is from RefSeq and is a predicted model, not a curated record. Bases 97 to 1323 code for a protein of 408 amino acids. The transcript has 6 exons. Gene Ontology annotation, biological process: protein phosphorylation. NCBI's taxonomy places the organism in Eukaryota, Viridiplantae, Streptophyta, Magnoliopsida, Ericales, Balsaminaceae. Gene Ontology annotation, molecular function: protein kinase activity; ATP binding.